This is a messenger RNA of Chroicocephalus ridibundus (black-headed gull), 5641 nucleotides long. It is a transcript of the gene RRP12, whose product is annotated as ribosomal RNA processing 12 homolog. The transcript is spliced from 35 exons. The record is from RefSeq and is a predicted model, not a curated record. The coding region runs from base 47 to 3934 and encodes 1295 amino acids. NCBI's taxonomy places the organism in Eukaryota, Metazoa, Chordata, Aves, Charadriiformes, Laridae.
GGGAAAGGGGAGGCGUGGGGCGGUGGCACGUGGAGCCGGUUGCAGCAUGGCGCGGAGCGGGCGGCUCCGCUCGGGCGCCGCCGCCAAACUGAAGCGGUGGCGGAAGGGACACAGCAGCGACUGCAACCCCGAGACCCGCCAGCACCGUCUGGCCGCCCGUAGCCGCUUCUACAGCCGGCCGGCGGAGAAAAGCAACUUGACAGUGGAUGCGGUGAAGCUGCACAAUGAGCUGCAGUCAGGGUCCCCACGUUUGGAGCGGCCAAGUGACAGCGCUCAGCUCCAUAUGGAGGAGGACGAUACUGGGGAGGCCGCCACGGAGAAGUCCUCCGGCACCUUCCUGAGCGGGCUGAGUGACUGCACCAAUGUCACCUUCAGUAAGGUGCAGCGCUUCUGGGAGUCCAACUCUGCCGCUCACAAAGAGAUCUGUGCUGUGCUGGCAGCCGUGACGGAGGUGAUCCGCUCGCGGGGCGGCAAGGAGAGUGAGACAGAGUACUUUGCCACGCUGAUGACUACGCUGGAAGCGGUGGAGUCCCCCGAGUCACUGGCUGCUGUUGCCUACCUGCUCAACCUCGUCCUAAAGCGGGUCCCAAGCCCUGUGCUCAUAAAAAAGUUCUCAGAUGCCUCGAAAGCCUUCAUGAGUAUCAUCUCCUCGCAGGCCUGCAACAGUUCCACCUCUGCCCUGCGAUGGGUCCUCUCUUGCCUGGCCACGCUGCUGCGGAAGCAGGACUUGGCAGCCUGGAGCUACCCUGUCACCCUCCAAGUCUAUCACGGCUUGCUGAGCUUCUGCGUUCAUACCAAGCCCAAGGUGCGGAAAGCAGCACAGUACGGCGUGUGCUCUGUCCUGAGGGGCAGUGAGUUCAUGUUUGGAGAUGCGGCCCCUGAGCAUCACCCCGCGGCACCUUCCACCGCCAAGUUCUGCGUGCAGGAGAUCGAAAAAUCUGGAGGCACCAAGGAGGCCACCACCACCCUGCACAUCCUCACCCUGCUGCGGGACCUGCUGCCCUGCUUCCCCGCAGCCGUGGUGAAAACCUGCUGCGAGACCUUGCUCCGAGUCAUGACCCUCAGCCACGUGCUGGUGACAGCAUGCGCAAUGCAAGCCUUCCAUAGCCUUUUCAGUGCCCAGGCCAGCGUGGCCUGCCUGCCAGCCGAGCUGAAUGCCCAGAUCAUCACCGCCCUCUACGACUACGUGCCCAGCACGAGUGACCUGCAGCCGCUGCUGACCUGGCUGUCCACCAUGGAGCGGGCGCACAUCAACCUGGGCAGGCUGCAGAAGGACCUGUGCUGGGCUCACCUGCCCCGCCUCUUCUCGGCUGCCAUGAACUGCUUCCUCUCUCCACACUCCCAGGUGGUGUCGGCAGCAGCGCAGACCCUGGAGACACUCCUGAGCGAGUGCGUUGCUCCCCACAUGGACGACCUGGGCACCGUCUCUGCAUCUGCCCCAGCCCCUGCCACCUACCUGUGCAAGAUGUUCAGAUCAGUGGAGGAAGGCCUGACAUAUCGUUUCCAUGCAGCGUGGGACGAGGUGCUGCGAGUGCUGGAGGUCUUCUUUGAGACAUGUGGGAAGCAGUGCCACCCCAUCAUGAGGAAGUGUCUGCGGUCUCUGUGUGACCUACGUCUCUCCCCACACUUCCCCUACACCGCUGAAGUUGACCAGGCGGUGGGGGCUGCUGUGAGUGCCAUGGGCCCCGAGGUGCUGCUGGAAGCCGUGCCCCUGGAGAUCGACGGCAAGGAGGAGACACUGGAUUUCCCCCGCAGCUGGCUCCUGCCUGUGCUGCGGGACUAUGUGCAGGGUGCGCGGCUCGGCUUCUUCACCAGCUACUUCUUGCCCUUGGCGGCCACCCUGAAAAGCAGAGCCGUGGAGUUUACCCAGGCUGGGAAGAGCAUGGAGGCCAAGAUCUAUGACACGCUGCAGUGGCAGGUCUGGACCCUGCUGCCCGGCUUCUGCACCCACCCCACGGAUGUGCUGGGGUCCUUCAAGGGGCUGGCCCGCACCCUGGGCAUGGCCAUCAGCGAGCGCCCGGACCUGCGCCCCACCGUGUGCCAGGCCUUGCGCACCCUCAUCAACAAAGGAUGCGAGACAGAUGCAGAGAAGGCAGAAGUGGGUCGCUUUGCCAAAAAUUUCUUGCCUAUCCUGUUCAAUGUGUACAGCCAGUCCGAGGAGGACGGGGGCAGCAGUGCUCAGCGCCGCUCCGUGCUGGACACUGUCCGAGCUUACUUGACCAUCACCGAUCCCCAGAUGGUGUGUGGGUUCCUGCAGAAAGCGAGCGAGAAGCUGACCAGUCCUGAGAGCUCCGAGUUUGCCAGACACUCCAUCCUGGACCUGGUGGUGGCAAUGGCACCCUACGCUGAUGAACAGGCCCUGGGCUCCCUGUACCGCACCAUCCAGCCUUCCCUCCAGAGCAAGGAGCGCAGCAUGCAGAAGAAGGCGUACCGUGUGCUGGAGGAGGUGUGUGCCGCUCCCCAUGCCCCCUGCCAGGCCUUCGUCCGCUCCCACCUGCAGGAUCUGCAGACAACGCUCCUGGAAUCGCUCAAAAGCGCAGCUUCCCCAGCCAAGAGGCCCCGGCUGAAGUGCCUGUUCCAUAUCGUGAAGCAGCUUUCUGCAGAGCAUGAGCCCUUCGUCACUGCCCUGGUCCCAGAGGUCAUCCUCUGCACCAAGGAAGUGUCAGUGGGGGCCCGCAAGAACGCCUUUGUGCUGCUUGUGGAAAUGGGGCAUGCCUUCAUCCGCUUCGGGCCCACACCCCAAGAGGGCAUGCAGCGGUUCCUGUUCCUGAUCUAUGCGGGGCUCACGGGCUCGGUCACCAUGAUCAGCUGCACAGUGCUGGCACUGACCCGUCUGUUCUUUGAGUUCAAAGAUCACCUGGAGCUGAGUGUGGUGGAGCAGCUCCUGCAGAACAUCUGCCUGCUGCUGGCCUCCCGCACACGAGACGUGGUGAAGGCAGCCCUGGGCUUCCUCAAGGUCACACUGCUGCUGGUGGACACCAAGCUGCUGGCCAAGCACGUCCAGGCGAUGCUGGAGGCUGUGGGGAACCUUUCAGAUGACAUGAGACGCCACUUCCGUAUGAAGCUGCGAAACCUCUUCACCAAGUUCAUCCGCAAGUUCGGCUUUGAGCUGGUGAAGGGGCUGCUGCCGGCCGAGUACCACAAGGUGCUGGCGAACGUCCGCAAGGCAGAAGCCCGGAGCCGCAAGCAGCGUGCCCUAAGGCGGGCAGCUGCGGAUACAGAUGAAGAGGAGGCACCACCUGCACAGCCCAGAGGAGACAGCUUUGAGGAAAUCCUGGCUGACUCAGAGGAUGAGGAGGAGGAAGAGGAAGAACGGCAGCGGAGCAAGGAGUGGAGGAAGCAAGCACGGCAGAAGGGCCAGGCCUGGCUGAAGGAAGGGGAAGAGGAUGAGCCCCUCAACUUCCUGGACCCCAACGUGUCCCAGCGGGUGCUGGCCACCAAGCCAGGCCCAAAGCGGUCCAGAGGAGUGAGCCAUGACUUCCAGGUGUCUGAGGAUGGGCGCCUGAUCAUCCAUGAAGAGGAGGAUGAGGUGGACGAUGAUGAAGCCAAAGGAGCGGAUGAGGAGAUGGCGGAUGUGCUGCAAGAUGUGGGUCUCCGCAGUAAGAAAAGCCAGAAGCGUCGGUUCAGAGAGGAGCAAGGCCAUGAGGAAGCCGAGGCUGGGACCUACCCUCAGUACAGGCCUGGAGGCUCUGGGAUCCACCGGCAGCUGAGCAAGGAGCCGGCCUUCGGUGCAGAGUACAGAUCCAAGAAAGGCAAAGGUGACGUGAAGAAGAAGGGCCAGCUCGACCCCUAUGCCUACAUCCCCCUGAACAGAGCUAAACUCAACAGAAGAAAGCGGGCGAAAAUGCAGGGCCAGUUCAAGGGCCUGAUGAAGGGAGCCCAGCGUGGGGCCAAGGCCGGCCGCAGGAACCGUCUGAAGGCCCAGCGCCCCUGAGGAGCUUCAGAUCUGUUUAAAAGCCUGCGGGUGGAAGAGGAGCUCUUGUACUGGUACUGGUCCUGCCGUGUCAGGAGCACUGUCCCCAUCCUCCUUCCCCACCCAGGACUCUGACUUGGACCCUUCAGCCCAGGGCUGUGUUGAGGUGGUGCUGCUCUAAUCCUGCCAGAAGGGAGCUCGCAGCCUGGUUUAUGGGACAGGCAUCUCCAGCAGCACCUCCUGACUGCUUUCAGUCAGCAAGAGCUACGUCCAUCUUCCUUUGCUGCCUGCAGCCCUGGCCUGAUGCCCUGAGGGCAGGACAGGGGGAGACAGGCAGCAGUCACCUUCCAAGCCCCCCCCAGCACCUGUAAUAUGCAGCUCUAGGCCCACCAGAGCUAUCUGUCUUUCUGCUUUCUCCUUGGAGACGGGGCCUGGAGAAGGCUGUAGCUAAUUCAUUUAAAAGCUUCAGAUUACUCACUGUAUUGUUCUUCAUUUGCAUGUUGUUGCUUAAAUUAGUGCAUGCCUGCUUGGAACAGAAGAGUUUCAUUAGCACAGAGGAUGGUGUUCGCCUUAGCUGGUGUCCAGAGAACAGAUUCUUCUGCAACAACAUCUUGUUAAUCAGCUAAUUAAUCAUGUAAUGCAAUAGAAACCCUUGGAGAGGAGACGUCAUCCUGCCCAGGGAGGCUGGCUGCGAGUCAAGCCUGCUCCCCACCAGCAGCUGUCCCUGGCAGGGAGUAGAGCUGCGUCUUGGGGGUCCGCAGGAGGCUGAGCCCAUCCCUCUGCUGUGGGGCAGGGUGAGGGGGAUGCGGGGUUCUGCCCCACGCAGAUGCCAGACACAAAUAUUUUGCAGUUACCUGCAGAGAAGCGAAAGACAGGGACAUGGAGGGAUGCCUGGCUUUUGUUGCUCAAGCUGGGAGGUGGCAGGAGGCUAUUUCUUCACCCAGCAUGCCACCAAACCAUGCAACUCCUUUCCGCAGGCUACAGCGGGCACCAACAGUGCACCCGUGUUCGGCUAUGCUUGUGCAGGAAAUUGACACCAAAGGCUCUUAACCUUGCAGAUACCAGCUGCAAAGCGUGAGAUCUCGUCCUAGGCACGCUUGAGGAGAGGCUGUCAAGAGGAGAGCACUGGCUGGGUGGGCCCUGGACUGGUUGGGACAGUUGCAAGUGCCCACAUCAUUGAGUUUUUAGGCUUAAAAUCAGGAGGAGAAGGGGAACACCAUAAUUUCCUAACCCUAGAAGAUACCUGCCUGGGUUGUGUGUGCUGUGGCAUGCUGCCGAGAGGGACAGACCUGCCUUGUGGGGCUGUGCCCACGCAGCAUCCAGCUGGACCACCACCUCCUCCGAGGAUGCUGCAGCGCCUUUGGGGGUCCCCACAGGGAGACGUGAGUCUCCCCUGUUCAAAGUCAGGAUUUGGCAGGCCCCAAGGCUCAGGGAUGGGAAACCCUCCUGGGGGAAGCAGUAUAAGAGGAACUUUGGUGUUUAUGCUAGAAUGAUUGGCAGUAAGAUAAUUAAGUGUUGAGGUUUAAAAUGCCAAGGGACCAUUCCAGCUGAAAUCUAGUCAAUUAAAGAAAUGUCAGAUUAAUUCCUAGUCUCCUCAGCACUCUGCUCUACAGUUCCACUUAUUGUUUCUGAAAAGUUUGUCUUUCUUCUCUUGCUUGGUACCUGAAAGCUCUGUGCAAACGCAGGUGCAGCAAGUGUGAGGGCACACAGGGACAGCUUCCACGCACA